AUGUCAGUGGACUUUGGCCCAGCGACUACCCCACCGAGACCCCAAAUCCAAAACCGAACCCCUACAGAACAGGAAAUGUUCGAUCUUGAACUUCAAAGGAUCGAUAAAGAGCGUUUCAAUCUUCCAUAUGAUGCUGUCCAUCUCAUCGACUCCUCGUAUUUGAAGUUCAGCUGCUGCCAGUCGUACGACGCCUCGUCGCGAACUUUAAUCAUUACGAUCCCCGGGCGAAUUCAUGCUUCGGCAGCUCAACACUUUUCCUUUGCGCUCCACACGUCCAUAGUUGAGGCAAAUUUGGAAGAUGAGACCCAAUCAAUAGGCUCGGGUCGCAUGGAAGGGAAUAUGUGCUAUAAAGAACCAGAUGGCUCAUGGAUCCCACCAAAUCCUCCUCCAACUGAUGAUAUAUGGCCUUCUGUUAUAGUUGAAGUUACACACUCUGAAUCAUCGCGAAGACUCCAUCUUGACGCUAGCUGGUGGCUAGCCAACUCCCAGGGGGAGGUGAAAGUCGUGAUUCUGAUCUUUGUUGACCAAGGACGAGCGAAAGUCACUUUCGAGAGCAUCAUAAAUUCGCAACCGAUCAUAACUCCGCGUAAUGGUCAGCCCCGAUUUCAGCCAGUCACACGCCAAAAAAUUGAGGUUUCACGUCCUCCCGGCGGCUCAACAAUGCCAGUCAGUUGUGUGCCGGCCGAACCUCUACAUGUAUCUAGCGAAGAACUACUCCGCCGUGUGCCCGUUCCGCCAGAAACUGACGCCGAUAUCCCGGUACAAUCACUGAUCGAAGUCGCAACAAUGAUAUGGAACAUCCAGCGCGUGUAG
Penicillium verhagenii is the source of this 813-nucleotide messenger RNA. RefSeq lists its product as uncharacterized. The coding region runs from base 1 to 813 and encodes 270 amino acids. Lineage: Eukaryota; Fungi; Ascomycota; Eurotiomycetes; Eurotiales; Aspergillaceae. The record is from RefSeq and is a predicted model, not a curated record. The transcript is spliced from 3 exons.